UUCAUGCUUCAAAAAACUGCAAAGAAUUGUCAACAAUUAUUUUCCAAGUUAAUUUUGUAAAUAUUUGCUAAAAAAAUGCGAAUCUUAACGUUUAGUAUCCUUAAGAACUGCAAGCAGAAAUUGUCUCUGUAUAAACUUUACAAGAAUUUAAGUCUUGACGUUACCCAGGCAAGAGUUCAACCAGUAGCGGAAAAAUUACCAGGCAACACAAGUUAUAUAGAAAUACUACCAUCAUGGAAACCAAAUGAGGAGCCUGAGCUGCGUACCACUGUCCUGCAGCACAUGCGUAUCCUGCCUAACUUUGUGAGUGAGGAUGAGGAAACUGCCUUGCUCGCAGAAGUUGAACCGGUGCUGAAGAGGAUGAGAUACGAGUUUGACCAUUGGGACAAUGCAAUCGAAGGAUUCCGUGAAACAGAACGUGGCAAAUGGAACACCCAGAAUGAGGCUAUUCUGUCCCGAAUGAAGGAAGUUGGAUUUGCCCCGCAUACUGAGUUGUUACCCUACGUCCACGUUCUUGACUUGGCUGCGUCUGGUCAUAUUAAACCUCAUGUUGAUGCAGUUAGAUUCUGUGGUGACACAAUAGCGGGGUUAUGCUUAGCGUCCAGUGCAAUAAUGAGGUUAGCUCAUGAGAAGAAGCCCCACUUGGCACUGGAUGCUUUGCUGGAGCGCAGGUGCCUGUAUAUCAUGAGCGGAGUGGCCCGUUAUGAUUUUUCACACGAAGUGCUGGGAGGCGAGCGUAGUAUGUGGAGGGGAGAAAAACUACCUCGGAAACGACGAAUAGCCUUCAUAUGCCGCGAACAGCCCCGACCGGAGCAUAGACAAUAAUAAUUUAUAGAUUCAAGUAUAGUAAUAUGUAGUAAAAUUUUUGGAAUGUGAUAUUAUGACAAAAUCUUUACCAUUUAAUACAGUGCUGUGAGUAAAUGUCAGAAAAUACUAAUCGCUUCAGAUCAAUACAUCGAAUUAUACAUUCAUCGUCUGGUAAGAGGCUUCGGCCGUGACUAGUUACCGCCUUACCGUCAAAGACGUGCCGCUAAGGGAUUUAUGACGUUCCGGGACGAUGUCAAGGUAACACAAAUAACAUAAUAGAGAGAGAGAACUAAAAAUAAAUUCAUCACUUGUAUGGUAAACUUUACAGCAAUGAGGUAGGUCCAGAGUUACCUUCGGAAUGAUGUUAUAAAAACAUAUACUCAAAACCCCCGGUAUUGAAUUCUGUAUCUUUUACACACAAUAUGUAGUUUUCACUUUAAUAUUAUUAUAUACUACAUUUUGUUUAAAAACCCUAAUGUUGUUUUUGAAAAAUUCUCUAUUAUUAUAAAUAUUUUGGAUUGUUAUGGAUAUUUGAACUUGGAAACAUUAGCGUAUCAGUGUAACAAAACAAGUAUUGCGUUAACAAGGGCAGGCAGUGCUUUCACGCAUGUAUGUCGUGCCGCAGCUGAACCUCAGAUCGGCGACAUAACCUUCGUAGCUUUAGUUUUAAGUUGAAGAAUGUAGUUAGAAUGUGAUAGGUCUACUUAUAAAAAUUGUUGAAUUUUACAUUGAAAGAAAUUACAAAAAUAAAUCUAAAUUAUUUUUAA
Molecule: messenger RNA, 1574 nt
Organism: Pararge aegeria (speckled wood butterfly)
Lineage: Eukaryota; Metazoa; Arthropoda; Insecta; Lepidoptera; Nymphalidae
Product: alpha-ketoglutarate-dependent dioxygenase alkB homolog 7, mitochondrial
Exons: 5
Coding region: 76-825 (249 amino acids)
Biological process (GO): DNA damage response; fatty acid metabolic process
Cellular component (GO): mitochondrial matrix
Source: RefSeq, a predicted model, not a curated record